AUGGCUAACCUGCCAACGCUCGUCUUUAUACCUGGUGCCUGGCACAAAGCCGCCUGCUUUGAAAAAGUCACCAAAAUCCUCUCCGAACAAUACGGCUUCAAAUGCGUCCUAGUGACUCUCCCAUCAACCAAAGGGAACCCAGAAGCCACGUUCAAAGAUGACCUCGAUGCCGCACGAACGGCUAUAUCAAACGAGACGACCCAGGGCCGUGAUGUUGUAGUUCUGGCACAUUCCUACGGCGGCAUGGUGGGAAACAGUGCCAUUAAGGGUUUUACCCGACCACAAGACACUCCAACAAGGCCGGGAUACGUCAUCGGUCUUAUACUGAUUACUUCUGGCUUCACUUUUACUGGCCUCGCAUUUAUGGAUCCCUUCCUUGGAUACCCGCUUCCAUUUUUCCGUGUCAACAAAGAAACUGGCUUCGCCGAGCUUACCGCUUCACCACGCGAACUAUUCUAUCAUGACGUACCAGCAGAAGAAGCGGAAUACUGGUGUUCUCAGCUUGAAAGUCACAGCCUGAAAUCUCUAUUUGAAGGAGGAGAGCAUUCCUAUUCUGGCUGGUUGGAUGUGCCGUGCUGGUAUAUUGGUGCGGCAGACGAUAAGAGCUUGCCGAUAUAUGUGCAACGAAUGCAGACUGGUAUGGCUAGGAACGUGGGUGCGAGUGUAGAGUAUAGGGAGCUUCGUACCAGCCAUUCGCCCUUUUUAAGCCAACCUAGAGAUACUGCAAGGCUUAUUCUGGAGGCUGUUGGGAAGUUCACCGAGAAUCCAGUUGAGAACCUGCCUCCACUAGAUGAAUGUCAUGCUAUGACGCCGGUGCCAGCGGUGGAGUUGUUGCAGCCUCUUACAUGGUAUAAGUUUGGGCUGCCGUUGGCAUUCGGCCAUCUUCUUGGGCGGUGUGUAGUUUUGUUUAAUUGGACUAGAGGGAUGCUAGGUUCGUCAGGGCACUCUAAAUCCGAGUAG
Molecule: messenger RNA, 960 nt
Organism: Nannizzia gypsea CBS 118893
Lineage: Eukaryota; Fungi; Ascomycota; Eurotiomycetes; Onygenales; Arthrodermataceae
Exons: 1
Coding region: 1-960 (319 amino acids)
Source: RefSeq, a predicted model, not a curated record